AUGUCAGUGAAUCAGCAAGAUCUAGAUCCAGACAGUACUACAGACAUGGAAGAUGUUACAAAUGCUGAAGAAGAACUUAUUAAAGAAUGUGAAGAAAUGUGGAAAGAUAUGGAAGAAUGUCAGAAAAAAUUAUCACUUGUUGGAACUGAGACACUCACUGAUUCAAAUGCUCAGCUGUCAUUAUUAAUUAUGCAAGCGAAAUGUUUGACUGCUGAACUCAAUCAAUGGCAGAAAGAAAGUCCUGGAAUAAUUCCACUGAAUGAAGAAGUUCUUGUAACAUUAGGCAAAGAAGAGUUCCAAAAAUUGAGACAUGAUCUUGAAUUGGUGCUCUCUACUAUUCAGUCAAAGAAUGAAAAGCUAAAGGAAGACUUGGAAAGGGAGCAACAGUGGUUGGAUGAACAACAACAGAUACUGCAAUCUCUUAAUGUACUACACAAUGAAUUGAAACAUCAGGUUGUGACAUUUUCUGAAUCAAGAAUCUUUGAUGAGCUGAAAACUAAAAUGCAUGAUAUAAAAGAAUAUAAGGAGAAACUCUUGAUUACCUUGGGUGAGUUUCUGGAAGAUCAUUUUCCUCUGCCUGAUAGAAAUGUGAAAAAGAAAAAGAAAAAGAAAAACAUUCAAGAAUCAACUGCACAGCUGAUAACACUGCAUGAAAUGUUAGAGAUUCUUUUAAAUAGAUUAUUUGAUGUUCCACAUGAUCCAUAUGUCAAAAUUAGUGAUUCUUUUUGGCCACCUUAUAUUGAGCUGCUCCUUCGUAAUGGAAUUGCCUUGAGACAUCCAGAAGAUCCAACCCGAAUACGAUUAGAAGCCUUCCAUCAGUAAAAGGAUGGUCUCUUUUUUUCACACAGUACUUAAUGAAUCUUGUCAUUCAAGGAUAAUAGAAACACUGAGGAUUUACUUGGAUAAAGAACGUUAUUUGCAAAUCAAAGUACAUAGUCCCUCUUCCUUUUAUCCAUAAAAUGACCUGUGCCAUCUACUAUUCAUUUAUAAAUGGUUCUUUCAAUUCAUUCAGUGCUUUGGUGUGUUCAACUGGAUGGAAAAGAAUGCAAGUAAAAAUAUUCUAGACUUAAUCAUUAUAAAAGUUUUGAUAUACCUU
This is a messenger RNA of Neomonachus schauinslandi (Hawaiian monk seal), 1096 nucleotides long. RefSeq names its product centromere protein K (gene CENPK). The coding region runs from base 1 to 822 and encodes 273 amino acids. The transcript is spliced from 9 exons. Gene Ontology annotation, cellular component: nucleus. Lineage: Eukaryota; Metazoa; Chordata; Mammalia; Carnivora; Phocidae. The record is from RefSeq and is a predicted model, not a curated record. Gene Ontology annotation, biological process: kinetochore assembly; mitotic sister chromatid segregation.